GUCGGGUCUUUGCUGCCAGUGCCAGACCUCCACUUUCAACUUCCUCGCUUCGAAAGGUGCAGGUGAAUACCUGUACAACAUACUGGAAAAUAACACAAAGUCCUCAUUGAAUCACUUCCUCGACUCAAGGUGGAUAUAAUUCUUUCGCUUUUUGACACAUUUUGUUUAGGUCUCUUGAUUCGAUCACCAAAUGGUUUGGACUCAGAGCGUGAAAAUAAAAGGUCCACCUGUCAAGAUCAACCUCAACCUCACUCACUUUACAGCACGAGCACGGGUGCAUUGAUCUACCAUCAAGAGUGCUCGACGCAAACAUGGUGAUGGUGAUCGCCGCCGCAGGCGUAGGGCUUGCGAUAGGCGCCCUUGCCUCGCGCCGACCGCUCGUGGCCUUUCUCACCACUAUGUUCCUCUACAUCGUUACCCUGCUCAUUGUAUUCACUGCUCUUCAUAUCCGAGUCGUCAGGCGUCGCCGCAGAACAGUAAACAGAGAACUGUCUUCUCUCAAUCAACGUCGCACCCCGUAUGAUUACCGUGUCUUCGUCCUCGGCUCCGGAGGUCACACCAAGGAGAUGCUCAUGAUGAUGGACGAUGGCUUCAACAACUUUGAUGGUUUUCACCGACGAUAUUUGAUUUCUUCUGGUGAUACCAUGUCGGAGGAUCAUCUUGAAGAUUACGAAGCAGACCUGAAGACACUGUGUGCUGCUGAGGGCACCAACCCAGGAGCAUACGACGUUUUCACCGUCACUCGUGCGCGCCGUGUUCACCAAUCACUUCUGACUACUCCAUACACAGCCUUUCUCAGCAUGGUCAGCAUAUUCCCGGCUCUGUUGACUCCGCCACCCAAAAUCGAUGGUGUCGAGCUCGUGUAUCCUACUUGUAUCUACUCCAACGGACCCGCGACUGGCUUCUUUGUCGGCCUGGCCGUGCACCUUCUCAAGAUCUUGGGCAAGAUACCCGAGAACUCGAUGCACUUCAUCUACAUCGAGUCCUGGGCACGUAUCAGCACCUUGAGCCUCACAGGCAAGCUCCUCUACUACACCGGCAUUGCGGACGUUUUGGUACAGCACAAAGAAGUUGCUGAAAAGUAUGGACUCAAGAACUGUGGAGAGAUGGUCUUCAACGCUCGACGACCUGAUGUUUCAUCGACAGAUGAUAAGAUGAUGGGAUGAGAUCCCAAUCCAAGUAUCUCUUGGAAUAUGCGUUUCUGCUUUUUGAUACAUAGACAAUAAAGGUUACAUAGUUUGUGUACAUGACGGGUAUCAUCCGCCCUCCUUGAUAUUAUUAUAUCAAGGUGAUUUCUUGCCCUCAGCAGCC
Fusarium odoratissimum NRRL 54006 is the source of this 1311-nucleotide messenger RNA. Its product is annotated as beta-1,4-N-acetylglucosaminyltransferase. The transcript has 2 exons. The record is from RefSeq and is a predicted model, not a curated record. Lineage: Eukaryota; Fungi; Ascomycota; Sordariomycetes; Hypocreales; Nectriaceae. Gene Ontology annotation, cellular component: UDP-N-acetylglucosamine transferase complex. Gene Ontology annotation, biological process: dolichol-linked oligosaccharide biosynthetic process. Bases 312 to 1166 code for a protein of 284 amino acids.